Ustilago hordei is the source of this 1512-nucleotide messenger RNA. RefSeq lists its product as uncharacterized. Gene Ontology annotation, cellular component: cytoplasm. Bases 1 to 1512 code for a protein of 503 amino acids. Gene Ontology annotation, biological process: protein folding; protein stabilization. The transcript has a single exon. The record is from RefSeq and is a predicted model, not a curated record. Gene Ontology annotation, molecular function: protein-folding chaperone binding; heat shock protein binding; protein kinase binding. NCBI's taxonomy places the organism in Eukaryota, Fungi, Basidiomycota, Ustilaginomycetes, Ustilaginales, Ustilaginaceae.
AUGCCACUCAACUACUCCAAAUGGGACAACCUCGAGCUCUCCGACGACUCAGAUAUCGAGGUCCACCCCAACAUUGACAAGAAAUCCUUCAUUCGAUGGAAGCAACGUGACAUUCACGAAAAGCGUGAUCAACGCAAAGCCGAAAAGGACGCUAUCAAGGCCGAGAUGGAUACGAACGAUGCUCUCUCUCCGCGCCUGGACGAGUUGAUUGGUAGUACGAAGAAGCAAGGCUCGGCUUACUAUUCCAGAGAAGUGGCAAAGCUCAGUGCUGGAAGACAGCAACGUGGUAACAUGGACGGUCCCAAUGGUCCGACUACCGACGAUAUGAUUCUUAGUCUUCUGCUUCAGAUUCAACAGCAUGAGAACCUUAAGGGCAAGACAGGCAACGAUUUGGAUGAGGCGCUGCUCAACGAACUCCAACGACACAGAGAGAAGCUCGGGGCAAGACAGACACAGAUUCAAUUCCAGUUGGAACAGAUGGAAAAGGAAGACUCGAAAAAGAUCACAAGCGAUAGCAUCAGAGACGCCUGGAACUCGGGCUACGUUGCUAAAGCCGAACCUCAGCCAGAGCUCAAGCGGAAAUCCGCAAGCAAAGCAGAGCAGAAAGCCGAAACAGUCAUCGAGACGCUCAACAAUCCCUCCUCGUCCAUCUCUGCAGCUGGUGCUCCCUCCUCCACCCCAACCGCAGCCGCCGCAGAGAGUGACGAUGACGAGGACGACAUCCCCGAAGCAGACGACAUCCAGCGCCAAUUCGCCGACCUGCCCUGCUGCGUUCCCUCCUCAAUCCCUCUCUCGGCCUCGACAAUCCCAUCCGAAUUUAACCCAACCAAAUCGCUCAACAUCAACGCCUUCGAAACAGCCCUUCAAUUCCUCUCGAAACACAAACUCCUCCUCCAUCCAUCCAGCAACACCACCGACUCGCUCCUCCUUGAAGCAUUCAACGCCCAAAUGGCCUCCAAAUCCUCGCUCGCUCGUCGAUGUGUUGAGAAAGCACUCAUGAUUCAGUACUGCAACAAGCUUGGUCCUGAUGGUGUCAAUCUUUUCUUCCGUCGCAUGGUCGCUUCCAAAGACGGUCGUGCCAGUGUUGUCUAUCUCAACGACGUACUUGCCACCUACGCUCGUAUCCGGGAUCGUUCAAAAACGCUUGCAGAACAACAAAAGAACGCGGGAGAGGGAGAAGAGCAGAUCCAGUUGGUCGCAGAAGAUGAUACCACGACAAUCAGUUUCGAUCUCCCAGAUGGACCCCCGCCAGAGGUUAUUGAAUUGCAAGGUGAGGCAAAGGAGAAUCUUAACCCAGAAGACGUCAGAGCUUGGCUUCAGAGGAGAUGGGAUAUCUUCCAAAGCUUCCCAGAGGAUUUUAGGAAGGCUCUUGAAACAAAGCAGCUCAUUCGCGUCAACGAGGUCCUGGCUAGCAUCAACGUCGAUCAGGCUGAACAGAUUGUUCGCAAUCUCGACCAGGCUGGCAUUUUGAAUUUCUCAAGCUCACAGAUUAGCCAACAGUCGGCACACUGA